GGUUGAUGCACAAGAGUGUGUGAGACUAAACCACAGGGUGACUCCAUUACUUCAUGGAAGGGGUGUUCACCAAGAUGACCUUCAGAUUUGUCAAGGAGGGGGAAGUCUGUCUCCACUUUCCAAGUAAGGCAGCAAGGAAAUUCCAGACAUUCCAUCGGCAUACUGCACUUACACAGUGCAUACAUGUAGCACAGUGUACCAGACAAGCCCAAGUGCUUUUCUUAUUAUAUGCUUUGCAGGUGUAAUGUUGCAGUAGAUGAAAGUGGGCCUGGCACCUCGUGAACUCAAGAGCUUUGAUUAAUUUCUUAAUUACUCACUUAUCAUCACGUUGUCCUUUUUAGCACACUUGGAUCACCAAUGUACCCUUACGUGGCAGCUGUUCUUCGGUCUGUAAAAUUACAUUUGUAAGAACUUGUCUGGCAAGGCAAUACAGUUUGCUAUCGAUGCGGUUUGUUCCAUGCUGUUGCGUUGUGGAGUUUUUAUUUUAAUUGGAGGUGUGAAGACUUUGAUACAAUUCUACCAGGAUCUAUAGGAAGUUUUGUGAUUCCUUGAAGGAUUUGCAACACAGUGCUUUGGCUGCCAAUGUACAUGUAUGCACAUGGAUUUGUAAACACACGUAACUCCCUGAUAAUGAGUUGAUGAGCAUCUUUCUUGGGGACAGAGUAGCAGUUUUUAAGAUUGUGUUCAGGAGAAAUUAACGGAGAAGGAUUUUUGUAGCACGUCUUUUGAGGAUGUCUCUACUUGUUGACCACACUGCGACAACAGCAUCAGGGGAGCCUGAAGUUUACUACAGUCAGUAUAUGAAACGUCGUCAGCUGAAUCAAGAGAUUGUGCUGAAUCAACUGAAGGAGAUUACCGGGGUUCAAGAUGAGCAGGCGUUGAAGCACGCCUACGAGGCGAGUGGUGGAGACAUCCCUCAAGCCAUCACGUUCCUCACCGAUGGGAGUGCUGAGAACGCUGCUCAGUCGGCCACACUACCCUCGGGUACCCCGGCUACAUCAUCGGUGCCCAAGAAUCAACACACAGCAUUGGUGGAUCCAGCUACUAGAGGGGAGGGUGCACCAGUGUGUGGCCCCAAGAAUAAAGGGCAAGAAGUGAUUGACCUUACCCACGAUCGAGAUGAGAAAGAUGACCUCCAGAGGGCCAUCGCCCUGUCGCUGAGGGAAACGACGGGACAAAGUACGACAAUCGGAGUGUCAACUGAAGAACAAGACAUCAGCAGAGCUCUGGAGCAGAGUAUGGCGGAAAACAAGUCUGGCCUACGACCCGGAGAGGUCUGGUUCAGCGACCCUCUGAAUCCACAUGAUCGAUGCAGGGAAAAUGGCUGGCCUGUAGGUCUGAAGAAUGUGGGAAACACAUGCUGGUUCAGUGCAGUAAUACAGUCUCUGUUCCACCUUCCUGCCUUUCGCCAAAUGGUACUGAACUUCGUUCCACCUGCAAACAUCCACGCUCAACAACCGGCCCAAAAUGCUGCAUCCACGAAUCCAUCCACGAAUCCAUCCACUGCCUCCACAGAGGUUCGGGAACAUCGAAACCUUCUCUUCAUGUCGGAGUUGAGGGCGCUGUUUGCUCUCAUGCUCGGCACAAAGCGGAAAUACGUUGACCCCAGCAAAGCUGUUGAGAUCCUGAAAGGUGCUUUUAUAAACAGCGGAGGUGUGAACAGUCAACAGGAUGUCAGUGAAUUUACGCAUAAACUCCUAGAGUGGUUGGAAGAUGCGUUCAAGUCGGACUGCUCAAGACCACCGUCGCCUCAAGCUGGGGAGGAAGGCGUGGAGGCAUCACGCAGGAAUCCCAUGUUGGAUCUCUUCUAUGGUCAAUUCAAAGCAGAAGGAAUCAAUGAAGGUAAAGUGUUCACAAAUCAGGAGACGUUUGGCCAGUACCCACUUCAAAUUAGUGGGUACGAGGAUCUGCAUGAGAGCAUCGAAGCCUCCAUGUCGCACAGGGAGAUCGAAACUGUCAACCACACCAGUGAAAAAUCUGCUCAAGAGCAUUGGUUUACGAGGCUUCCUCACAUACUAACGUUUGAGCUGUCGAGGUUUCACUUUAAUCAAAUUAUUGGCAGACCAGAGAAGAUUCACAACCGCUUCAUCUUCCCUCGCGUCCUUUACAUGGACAGGUAUAUGGAGUGCAAUCAAGCAGCAAUACGGAUGAAGAGAACCGAUGUACAUGAGCUCAUCCAACAGUUAGACAUGCUGCAGUUUAAGCUAGAAAGAUAUUUAAACUACGGGUCCGGUUCAAAGCGAUUCCCAUUGCAAGAUGUCCUACAGUACGCUCUGGAGUUUGCCCACAGUACUUCACCGGAGAACAGCCCGAGGCAACGGCACGUUCCUCUCUCCUCCAACAACUCCAACAUCCAGGAUGUAGAGAUGACAUCACCGCCUCGAUCACUGACCAGCAGCCCACCCUCAUCAGGCUUCAGCCCAUACCCUAAGCCCUUAGUCUCAACAGUUGUUACUGACGUUGCCAUGGCCUCUCCGUCGUCCGUCCCGACCUCCCCUGGCCCUUCGGCACUACCAGAGACAACCCCUUCCCCAAGGCACAUUACAGACACAGAGCUAGAUAUACUUCAAGCUUGUCUACGCAGAUGGAGAACUGAGGUAGAAGCUGAUGUCAGAGAUCUACAAGAGAGAAUAGCAACCCUUAAAGAUCUGAAAGACACAGUCUACGUAGAUGAGCACCUCAUGAAUAAUGAGUACCAUCUUCAUGCUGUACUGGUCCACGAAGGCCAAGCCUCGGCGGGACACUACUGGGCCUACAUCCUAAACCACCGAAGAAAUGUCUGGCUCAAGUUCAACGACAUCUCUGUGACGGAGGUCGCAUGGGAGGACCUUGAGCGAGAGUCGGUUGGAGGAUCGGGUAACGUCAGUGCGUACUGCCUCAUGUAUGUUGAUGCAAAGAGGCGCGAUCUGUUCGAAGAGCAAGAAGAUGAGGAAACUGGUUGCAGCAGUCUGAGUCUGGACCCCCUCGCCGAUGAACUCAAACAACUUGUAAGCGAGGACAAUCAAUGCUUCGAGAGUGAAAUGAAACAAUGGGACGAGAAUAAAGACAAAAGAGCUACCAGAGCUGCCAAUGCAUCGACGUCUACUAAAGAGGAUGAGGUUGUAUUCCUGGGAGAGAGGACGUCACUAGCUUCAGGAGGAGGAGCAAAGACCAGACCCCUGAUGCAGCCGUCGUCCCCAGUGGUACCUGUCUUUCCUCUUGACCAGGCCCUUACAUCACCCCAGGAGGCUAUGGUGUCCUCACAGUGUACCACCUCCGACCAUGCCACCUCAACUCAUGUCUCGUCACUCGGGGAUAUCAUAUCGGAGAGAGGAGCAGAAGAAGCAUUAGAGAAGGCUUGUACCGCUGAACAGGAGAGGCUUCAGGGGCUGCUAUCCAAUGAGUUGUAUCCAAAGCGAGAUGUACGCUUAGAAAACCCGGUCCUUUACUUCCUAAAGAACAAAGCUCCAAGAUUAAUCGUUCAACGAGCCAUUCUGGAACAGUUUGCAGCUGCCAAAGGAGAGAACAUGGGUGUAAGAUGCCAGUCGUUGCGGACAAUGGCCCAGAGGAAGUUAGAGAGUCAGACGAUGGAGGAUUUAGAGAGAAAGAUUCAUACCUGCUGGCAGGAAGAGUACAACAACUUCUGCAAAGCCAAUGCGUUCUUCAUUCAGGGAAUCAAGCUAUUUUUCCAGCAGGAAGCAUACGUGUAUCAAGAAGCGUUGCCGUAUUUCGUGCACGCUUGUAAAUUGAAUGACAAGUUCAUCGGGGAGAAAGCAGAAAAGGCAAUGGACUUUAACAUGGUCGCUCACUUCAGACGGCAGUGCUUGCUGCAACUGAAUGCCGUGUGUACAAGCCAGUUUGAGUCCCUCGAAGAUCACGAGGCUCUUCAGGGACUAGAGAUUAUGAAUGACCUCGUAGUUCCAUGCUUGAGUCUUCUCACUGGUUCUAACGUGGCUGAAGACACGGCCGUGGCAGAGGAGAUCCGCGGAGGGUGGUGUUGUUAUCUAGGCAGAGAUGUCAGUGGAAAGUUGCAGGACAAGUUCCAAGACAUCUUGUCGAAGCUCUUAGACAUGUCGGCUGAGCCAGCUAGCAUCAGAGUCCCGCCUCUGAUUCACAAACAUAAAAUGGAGAACCUAAGCCAGAAGUUCACUCUUGCCAUGGGAACCAUCCACACCAGCGACCAGCCAGUCCCAAAUACGUGAUACUAAGAGAAAAAAAAAUUAAGUCUACACUCUAGCCCUGUUCAUACUUCCUGCGAAUGCGAAGCAAAUUUUUGGUGUCAUAGAGCUGUUUUCGCAGCACGUGUUUUGCGGGAGUUGAACACAUUUCAACUGUUGCAAAUCAUUCAUGCAAAUCUGUGACGUCAAAACUUGAAUCACAUUCGCUUUCACAGGAAGUAUGAACUGGGCGUAAGGUGAUGAACGUAAAUUUAUACUCUGGGCAUAGAGUUAUAUAUAAGAACUAGAGGGCGCACUGGGCUAUAUACGCGCUCUGGCAUGCGUGUAGGCGGCCAUUUUCUAAGUUGACAAAACUGGCAUCCCACAGCGUGUGUUUGUGCGCCCAUUUUGUAAGUUGGAACAAAACAGCAUCGCGUAGCGUUCAUUAAACACAAACUCCAACGUGUGUUUCAUAUUCAGAAUGGCACGCGUGUGUAUCCUUGUGGUCCCUUGGCGUUUGUGCACGAAGCAUCACUCGUGCGCCCUCUAGUUCUUGUAUAUAUAACUCUAUGACUCUGGGCCAGUGAAGCAAGCUUGAAAGAAAACACUGCAAUGCACCAAUCAGAUGUGCUCUAUUGUAUUAUUACAAUAUGCCAAACAGAUUUUUCAAAUUAGUUUUUAUGUUUGUAUAAUCCUCAUAAAUGGCUGCAAGAGAUCAUCUUCUGUUUUUAUUUGUUGAGUGAGACAGCCCAGGAACUUUUUCCAUAGAGCUGCUUAAGCACAAAAAGAUGCUAAGAUCACAACGGUUUUGGUUACCUGCGAAAGUUCCAUUUCACAUAUACAAUUUGUGACUGGUAUCCUGCUCAAUUGCGCUAGGCAGGAACUUGUCAAGCCAUAUGCUCUGCUUUGGGUAAGCAGCUUUAUGAAAGAGGCCCCUGAUAUACCUGUACUAACUAAGGUAAUAGAGACCUCCUAGUGCCUUGGUUGGCCUUUGUAACAAUCCCUAGCACUUUAGAUAAGGGGAAUCAAUGUGUGGUGAAGAGGUUUUCAACUAGUGGUUUAAUCCCAACGAGGCCUGGUUCUUGAUAAUUUUAC
Molecule: messenger RNA, 5231 nt
Organism: Asterias rubens (European starfish)
Lineage: Eukaryota; Metazoa; Echinodermata; Asteroidea; Forcipulatida; Asteriidae
Product: ubiquitin carboxyl-terminal hydrolase 25-like
Exons: 22
Coding region: 732-4181 (1149 amino acids)
Biological process (GO): regulation of protein stability; protein deubiquitination
Cellular component (GO): nucleus; cytosol
Molecular function (GO): protein binding; cysteine-type endopeptidase activity; cysteine-type deubiquitinase activity
Source: RefSeq, a predicted model, not a curated record